This is a messenger RNA of Solenopsis invicta (red fire ant), 5888 nucleotides long. RefSeq names its product mitochondrial 2-oxoglutarate/malate carrier protein. Lineage: Eukaryota; Metazoa; Arthropoda; Insecta; Hymenoptera; Formicidae. Gene Ontology annotation, molecular function: sulfate transmembrane transporter activity; malate transmembrane transporter activity; oxaloacetate transmembrane transporter activity. Gene Ontology annotation, biological process: thiosulfate transport; succinate transmembrane transport; oxaloacetate transport. The transcript is spliced from 6 exons. Bases 508 to 1386 code for a protein of 292 amino acids. The record is from RefSeq and is a predicted model, not a curated record.
GCAGUUUAUCAGCUAGAGAGCCGUCGUAUUAGUAUCUUAAGACAUUAUUUAAGAUGAUAUAAAUUUCAGAUAGAAAAAAUUCUAUCGUUUUGAAUGUAGAUUUUGGUUGGGUGAAUUCACAAAUGUGAAUAAUUUUCUAUCGUUUUUUAUUAAAAAUUUUUACCAGUGUGAUCUUGAAAUAAGAAUCGACUUGUGAAUAUUAUUGAAAGAUGGCGCUUUGAUUAUUUCCGUAAUUCUGUAUCAGCUGAUGCCAUAUGGCAUGUGUGUCCGAAGGACGAUCGUGAAUAUAUGUAUAAUUCCAACCGAAUUCCAACCAUUCCAAUUUUUUCUGUGUUCAUGAACAGUGUGUCCGAGAAGACGAUAAAGUUUUUGACAGGCCGGUUUUUAAUUAUUUCGUUUUUUUAUACACCCGGCGUUUAUUGCUAAUUAUUUUAUAUGAAAAUACGCGUAAUUAAUAGAGCACGAUUUAUACAAACGUGAUAUUAUACUUCACUCAAUUUAAUUAAAAUGAGCAGCCAAAAGACAGUACCGAAUAGUGUAAAAUUCCUCAUUGGUGGAACUUCUGGCAUGGCAGCAACAUGUUUUGUACAACCAUUGGAUUUAAUAAAGAAUCGCAUGCAAUUAAGCGGCACAAAAACGUCAACAUUAAGUGUUACAUCAUCAAUUUUAAAAAAUGAAGGUGUCCUAGCACUAUACUCAGGCUUAUCUGCUGGUUUAAUGCGACAGGCUACAUAUACUACUACUAGACUUGGCAUAUAUACUUGGCUUAUGGAACUUGCUUCAAAAGAUGCACAACCAAGUUUUGUUGUAAAGGCACUACUCGGUAUGGCGGCUGGUUGUGUCGGAGCAUUUGUAGGUACACCUGCCGAAGUAGCUUUAAUUAGGAUGACAGCAGACGGAAGACUAGCUAUUGCUGAUAGACGCAAUUACAAAAACGUGUUCGACGCAUUAUUCCGUAUAAUUAGAGAGGAAGGUCUCUUUACAUUAUGGCGCGGUGCCAUUCCUACUAUGGGACGAGCUAUGGUUGUAAACGCAGCACAGUUGGCAUCAUAUUCUCAAGCGAAACAAGCAUUGUUAGAUACAGGAUAUUUUGAGGAAAAUAUUGUAUUACACUUUGCAAGCUCUAUGAUUUCCGGUUUAGUCACCACUGCUGCCUCUAUGCCUGUAGAUAUAGCUAAAACAAGAAUUCAAAACAUGAAAACAAUAAAUGGCAAACCAGAAUUCACAGGCGCAAUUGAUGUCCUGUCCAAAGUUAUAAGACACGAAGGAUUGUUUGCAUUGUGGAAAGGAUUCUUCCCAUAUUACGCGCGUCUAGGGCCUCACACAGUCUUAACAUUCAUUUUCCUCGAGCAAAUGACCGCUGCUUAUAAAACACACUUGGCGUAGUUGCAACUGUGUGCACUUGCGGAAAGUUGUUAUUGAUGGUUUAAGUAAAAUUCUUGUCGUAGACUUGUCUUUCUCUUUGUUUUAUCGUAUAUUUUUAGAAGCAUUAUUUUUACUACGAACUUAUCAUGUAGCAUAUUUACUGUCGAAUGUUACGCACACAGUUGCAAUAUAAUUUUGUAUAAAUAUACGUAGGAUUCAUAAUUUAUCGUGUAAUAGAUAUUCGUAGCAGCGUUUACGAAAUUGGUGUAGUAAAAUUUUUAAUUUUUGGAAAAAGAAUAAUAUCAUUAUUUUUUAAUUAAAAAAUGAUACAAAGAUAAAUUUCCAUUUUAAUGUAAGUAUAGUUUAUGCAUUUUAAAUUUCCUGCCAUACAACAUAUAAUAUAUGCAAGAUAUUAAAAUAUUUUGUUAUUAUUUUGUAGAGAAAGAAAGAGAGAAUGAGCGUGUCUUAUAAGUGAUCAGAAAUUUCUCAAAUUUUUGAUUGCUGGCAAUUUACCAUAUAUUUGUCUUCAAUGAUUUCGAAUAUGCUGGCAACGUGUAUGCAAUAAUGUAUGUACAUAUAUUUUGCUUGUUCAAAGUUACUUCACGUUAUCCGCAAUAUGACAGCAUUAUGUAAUCUUAUAAAUUGAAGGAUUUCUUAUAAAACAAAGAUUAAAUUUUCAGAAAAGAAACUUCUCAUUUACAAACCAUUUAUUGUAUAAGAUAAUUUUUUUCUUAUAUAAUAGGUAUAAGAACAAAGUUGUACGCUUUGAUUAAUAUUUUGAGUUUUUUCUGAGAAUUCUUAUUUAAAAGAAAAAACUAUAAAACCGCUGAACUUAGUUGUUUUAUACAUGUAUUAACAUUAUAUUUUAUAUAUCCUAUAAAAAUCAAAUGUCUUCUUCAAAAUUUGGAUUAUAAUGCUAAAUCAUUUUCCAUCGGUAUCACACGUGAACAAUUUUGUUCUGGUAAGAAUCAAAUAGAAAAUGAAAAAUAUAAAUAGAGCAAAUAUAAAAUUCCGCAAAAACCAAACAAGUAUAGAAGUUUGUAUUAAAUCAAAAUUAAAGUUAAUUUACAUUGCGAACAAACCUGAUAUAAUGAUAAAAAUGAAAGAUAGAUUGUUUACAAUAUAAAGCAAUAAUUUUUUAUUUUUUUAUAAAUAAUCCAAUUUCAAUAUUUUUUAUACCAUUUGAAAAAGAAAGGAAAGACUUUUCUGAUGAUAUAUGUGUUAUUUCUCUACGAGGAAAAUAAUUGAGCUAUGUUCGUAAAAAUGUAAUUUUUUAUAUUUUCCCCGUUUUUUUCAACUUUAACGACAAUUUAAUAGAAUAUUUUAUUUUGUAGUAUUGUUCUUCUGAUUAUAUAUUUCAAGCGCGUUGAAUUCCGUAUGUAAUACAUUCUGGGUAAUUAAAAUUGAUAAAAAUUUGACUGAGUUAUUGAAUUUUUUAUGAAGUCAUGUCGAAUCAAGAUCGGAAUAGGAAAGCACUGUAAACAAGUCAACAAAACUUUAAACAAAGCGUACCAUGUAUGGAUCAGACACUCGAUGCUCGAUGCGUUCUACUAUUCCAAUUUUGAUUUAUGACUUCAUAAAAAAUUUAAUAACUCGAUAAAAUUUUAAUUGAUUUUAAUGACUCAGAAUGCAUUAGAUGCGGAAUUUAAUGCGUUUGAAAUAUAUGAAUAAAAGAAAAAUACUACAGAAUAAAAUAUUCUAUUAAAUGAUUAAAAUUGGAAAUAUUGAAAAAACGAAAAAUUUUACCAUAAUUUUAUCAUGGAAAGUAAUUAAUUUUGUAUCAUAUUAUUGGUAAGAUUCCAAUGAUAUGUUUGCUAUUUUCCGACCAAAAAUGACUGACAAUGAGUUACAUUCGUGAAAAUGUAAUUUUUUUUCUUUUUUUCCCCGAUAUUUCUUUAACAACAAUUUCCUCCCUUUCCAACGGCAUUAAAAAUGUUGAAAUUGGAUAAUAAAUAGUAAAGUUACCAUUUCUCAAGUACAUGCAUCUAUUUAGAAACAGUUUUUUGACAAAAAAAAACUGAUUUUGAAGGUUUAUGAAACUUGUAUACCAUAAUUUUUUGUUCCACUAGACAUACAACCUAUACUAUGUUACUUUAACAGUAUUCUACUUUUUUAAUUUUGUAACACUGUGUUAUUAUAACGGCACAAAUUUUGAAUCACAUAUUUUUAAAUCACAACAUAAAAGUUAUCGAUAAGUUGUUACCAAAAGUUGUAUUAUAAAGGCAUCAAUUUGUCAACAAAUGUUGGAAUCAUGUCACAAUUCUAUAUAAUAUAGCAACACAUAUCAAUGCGAAUGCCAGCGGGAUGACAACAAUACAAACACGUUGCUAUUUGGGUAUAUUUUAUGAAUAUACAUAUAUUAGUGGGACCAGAAACAUCGUUUUUAUAGUUAACGUAAACAGUACAUAAUUUCAUUAAUAUACAAUAAUUUAUUAUUUAUUCAAUAGUAUAAUUGCCAUCACAUAUGUAACACAAAAGCUUAUAGCAACAUUGCAGCAACGUUUGAAAAAUAAUGUCCUAUACUACCGCUAUCAGAUGAUCGCGACGCAGAGGAAGCGAGAGAGUUGUGAACACAUUUUGUUUCUUGACAAUAGCUCUGUAAUAUUAAUGCAUACAAUUCUAACCAACGCCAGUUAUUAUUAGCUGUAUUAGCCAUAGAGCUCUAUCAAUCAUCUUAUAGAUAGAACUUCAUCGGGUAUAUAAAAUGAACGUAAUUUACAAUUUAUAGAAAACAGAAAAAAAGAUAUGUUUGUGAAACAGCAGAGAGAAUCGUGCAAUAUUAACAACUAAUGUCAUGAAAAGCACUUGUAUUUGAAAAAAAAAAAAAAAAAAUUAAUGAUCUUUUGCAAAUUUUACACAAAUAAGUGCCACAAAACAAAGUUUUACAAACAUUUCAUAAAAUAUAUUUUAUUAAAAAUAAUUUUUUUGUAAAUAAUUUUUUUGGCGUAAAAAAUUUUUAAAAUAAAACUUCAAACUUUUUAAAAUAAUUUCUUAGCUUCUAAUAAAUAUUAUAAGACGUCUACAAAGAGAUUAUCACAAGAGAGAUGGAUAUAUUGUGACCAUAUUCCACAACCAUAGUCCACAUGUAACAUGAGUUUAUUUGGCGAAUUUAUACACACAUUACGACACACAUUAAAUUCAAUAAUAUUAUUUGAAAUUCACACUUAAGACGUCCAAGUUAGACUAAAGUUAAAAAAUUAAUGUGCAAUAUACUUCUCAAAGUUACAUAGAAAGAGUAUCUGUAAAAAUUUCUGCUACCUGUAAAAUUAAAUUGAGCUUUUAUAAAAACGCAACGAACAUGAUCAGUAACCUACAACGUCUAAAUAGGCUAUAACGAAGUAAUUUUAACGAUUGCUCUUAGAAUUCAACACCAAUACAAGAUGUCAUGAUAUUCUACCCCAGAUAAUUUUCGUAAUUAAAAAAAAUCAUAAAAUUGAGUAAAAGACGCGUAGUGUCAUGAGAUUUUUCAUUCAUUUUAAUAAAAUGAUUUUUUAAAGGAGCGAGUCUUUAAAUUUUAAUUUUAACAUGAAAAUAAAUGCAAGUUGUAUUUUGACAGUAAAAUUUGAUUCUUAAAUGUAAAAUUAGGGUACAAUAUUCUUGAAAGUUAUAUGUGCCAAAAUGUGUUUAUAAUUAUAAUGCUAAUUGGAAUAUUACCUUCAUUGGAAUAUUACGUUGGAUGAUUACUGGUCAUUAACAUACACUGUAUUUUUAUAAAAGUUGAAUUUUCAGUUUUGUAAGUUAGUAUUGAUUUUUACAGGUAUAUAUUCUCUGCGUAAUUUUGAGAUAUAUAUUUUCAGAAACAACAAAACAUAUUGUUAUAUUUUAAAUGGCAUUGCAAUAUUACUAAAGAUGGACAUUUUAUCAUUGAAACGUUUUUGCAAUAUUAAAAUUUUGCGAUGAAAUAUUUCUGCAAUGUCACAUUUCAGUGCUGUUCUAUGGUCGCUCAUUUCCAACUUUGAAGAAGCUAAUUGGCUUUGAUACCAAAAGUGUGAAUAAAGCAAUUCAAACGUCAAUUGCUCUUACAAAAGUUUUUUUGUACAUGUUUCAAUGAUUAGAAAAGAUAUAAUAUCCACCAAUACAAUAUCCCCAGAAUUUCAAAAACAUUGUUUAUAUUAUGCAAAAAAAAUCACUAAAAAUACCCUUGGUUUUUACACCAAAAUUCCCCCUUAAAAAUUAAUAAAUAUGUAGAUUAUUAUAGAAAAUAAUGAUUAUAUUAAUGAAUAAAUAAUGAAUUGUGUUAACAAAACUACAAUUUGCAGUAUUUAUAAAAAUGACUAUUUUUUGAUCCCUCUAAUACAUAAUGUGAAACUCGUCUGGCACGAACUCUAAUCUUGUAUAGGCAUGCCAUUUGAAUCAGUCUUUUAGUCAUUGUUAUUCCUGAUGUUAUUUUAUUUUAUAAAUAUAUUUUAGAUACUACAUCUUGUGUAAUGAGGAGAUAUUUGUUACUAGACGUAAUAAAAGUUGAACAAAAGUGUAUUGAAGUGUCAUGUUAUAUAGUGCAUUAAAAUAUUAAUACAAAAAAA